This is a messenger RNA of Trichomonas vaginalis G3, 1338 nucleotides long. Its product is annotated as glycoprotein 38 family. The coding region runs from base 1 to 1338 and encodes 445 amino acids. Lineage: Eukaryota; Parabasalia; Trichomonadida; Trichomonadidae. The transcript has a single exon. The record is from RefSeq and is a predicted model, not a curated record.
AUGGUUAAAAUAGACGAUGGUAUCUAUAAUGGUGUAGGUCCAAGCCUAAGAUACAAAAGUUACAUCAGCGAUGUACAUGUUCCAAAUCCACAAGUUACAAUGCAACUAGGAAGUUCAAAUAAAUCUCAAAUGUAUUUAACAAUUGUUCCAGAUGGAUCGUAUUCUGGUGAUGAAUUCGAACCAAAAAGGAUCCCAACAGUUCAUGGAGUUUAUGAAUAUUCUAAAUUAAGUCCGCCAAGAAUUAUUCAUCCAAAUCAAUAUUGCGAUUCUGAAAUGGAAUAUCCGAUUGUUUUUGAGCAUUAUAAUAUAUCUUGUAAUCAAUAUCAUGAUUUCAGUUUUCGACAAGAUAUUAAACAAGAAAUUCCAAAAGGAGAAACAUUUUGUUUUAUUGGAAGUGCAUUAAUGGCAUCAAAACAAAAAUAUUCUGUCGAAGUAAGAACAUUUACAGGUUAUAGAACAAUUCCAACACCUUCAAACAGAAAAUUAUCUGAAGACUAUUUAGAUUAUAAUAAUUUUAUUGAUCCUUUAUCUGGUUAUCCUUAUGAGCAUUCAACAACUCCACAAAAAUUCAAGAAUCCUCUUUUAAUCAGAGAUAAGAGACCAUUAAUGGCUAUUACAUGUGAUGAUGAUGUUAAUUGUUCUAUGGAAAUCAUGAAAUAUAGUUAUGGCAAAAUUAAUACGGAAACUUUCCCAGAAGAUUUAUAUGUUAUCUCAAAUCAACUUGAAACAAAAGUGGAAUUCAAUAUUGAUAACAAAGUUACAUCACUGUUAUUAUAUAAUAAGAUUUAUAAACCAAUCGAUAUUACUAAAGAAGGAAAUAUUAAUAUAUAUCAAUUCAAUGAAGAAUUAAUUCUUAACGAACAGUAUUUUAGAUCCUCUAAUUAUUAUCUCAUUAUGAAUCAAAAUUCAGAUUUUCAAGGAAAAAUUACAUUUAAUUGCAGUGGACAGGCGAUUUUCCAAUCUAUUAUGCCAGCAUUUAUUGGAAAAGUACCUUCAAAUGGUCUUGCAUUUACUUUGAAUGAAUUGAUUAAUGAAUAUAAGAAUCCAGGCUCUUAUGAUCCGACAAAGAGUGAAUUUUUAGACAAACCACCAACAGAUCCAGAUGAUGAAGGAAAGGAUAAAGAAGGUGAUGGAAAAGAUAAUGAAGGUACAGAACCUUCAAAGUCUGGUGAAGAAAGUGAUCAAAAUGGUCAGAAGUCAGGCAAAUUAUCAGGUGGCGCAUUAGCAGGUAUCAUUGUAGGCGUCAUUGCUGUUAUUACAAUUGUCGUAGUUGUAGUAAUAUUCUUAAUUAUUAAGAAAUCACAUAACGAUAAACAAACUGAAGAAAUGGAAGUUUAA